AGUGCCCUUUACAAACAACAGUGAGGCAGUGACAUUUUUUACAUAAAUUUUCGCAACGUUCUUUAGGGUGCACUCCUAGUUAAUUAAUAGUUUCUUUUUACAACCGUCUACAUUUUACUUCUAAGGCACAGAGAACUGGAAAUAGGAAAAAUAUAGUGUGCGAGAAAAAGGAGAUCUUCAACUGAGAGCAAGUUUAUCCACCACAACGGAGAGCCCCAGGCAGACGGGGCCACAAGCUCGUGUUUCGGUGAAGGACAACGCUCCUUCCACCAAGCGACGCUGGGUCCCACCUUCUACACUGAGACAUCAAGAUGCUCUUACGCCAGAAUCACGUAAUGACCUGGUUUUCCGCAAAGUCCGCGGCAUUCUUAAUAAACUCACCCCAGAGAAAUUCAAGAAGCUGAGCGAUGAUUUAUUGCGCAUCGAACUACAGUCCAACGUUAUCUUGAAGGGUGUCAUUUUUCUCAUAUUCGAGAAGGCCCUCGACGAACCGAAAUACUCGUCUAUGUAUGCGCAGUUGUGCAAGCGACUGUCAGAAGAGGCACCUAAUUUCGAAUCCCCCGAUCAGCCCACUUCCUUUAGAGUUCUUUUACUUAAUAAGUGCAAGCUUGAAUUCGAAAACAGAGCCGCUGCCCUCGAAUAUAAUGGAGCUUCUUUCAACUUUGGCGGCUCCGACGAGGAGGACGAGAGACGGCAAAUCGCGAAACGCAAAAUGCUCGGCAACAUCAAAUUCAUCGGCGAAUUGGGAAAACUGGAAAUACUAUCGGAAAACAUUCUACACCUAUGCAUCAAGGAAUUGUUGGUUAGACGUGGCGACGACUUCUGCGAGGACCUGGAAUGCCUCUGUCAGAUUUUACGGACCUGCGGCCGCAUCUUGGACACCGACAAGGGUAAAAACCUCAUGAACCAAUACUUCGAAAGAAUGAGAAUGUUUGCAGAAAACCAAGAUUUACAACCAAGAAUCAGAUUCAUGUUGAAAGACGUGAUUGAUUUAAGAGAUAAUGGAUGGGUGCCGCGAAAGGCAAUCGUCGUUGAAGGUCCGAUGCCCAUCAACCAGAUCAAACCCGUGGACGACGAUCGUCCUGUAGCUUUCAGAAGAGACCGAAAUCACGACCGAGACAAUGAUAGAUCUAAUAUUUCGGACUUGUUCCGUCAUCCUAUGAAGACCAGAAGUGGUCUUGACGAUAUGCUUAUGGGUAUAAGUUUGUCUCCUUCCGCUCCAUCCCUCAUACCCACUGUUCCACCGUUUGGGGCGCACAACGGAUUCAGCAGCCAAAGGGAUGGAAGUUACAGGGGGCACAACAACCAACGCAGUGGCGCGUACAAUUAUAACAACCAGAGGGGGCAGUACAAGCACAAUCAGAAUAACUCCAACUCACAAUUUAACCAAUCGAACAAGGACCUAGCUCCGCGUUUUAAGAAGAGCAAUUUGAUAGUCGGCAAAGAGGAAAUGGCAGAUGUUGAAUUGAGACCAAACUCGAUGUUGAUAACGAAGGCUUCUUCGUUGAAAAGUAACAACAUGAUGAACAAUAACAAGACAAUGGAACCUAACUUUGCACCUUCUACAAUUAAACAACCCCCAUCGACAUUGCUCAAAGACCCUCUACCUAUUAAGCAGGUGCCAGCUGAAAAACCUAAACAAUCCAAAAAAGACAAAGGCCCCAACAAAGAGGAAGUUCUUAAGAAAUUUAAUACUUUAAUAGAGGAAUUUUGGAAAGGUGAAGUAGAUCUUAAGCAAGCGAUUAAUUCUUACAAAGAGCACAAAGUUCCCGAUAAGUUUGCCAAAGAGAUGGUACUGAGUGGUUUGUCUAAUGCUUUAGAGAAAUCUGAUGUCGAACAAGAGAAAUUGAUCAGAUUUUUGAGCAACCUCAAAGAAGACAACCUGAUCAGCGGCAAUACUGUUCAGGACGCGUUUAAGUCACUCUGUAAUGUAUUGGAAGAGAGAGAAAAUGAGAUUAACAAAGUAACAACUGCAGCUUCGGUUCUGUUCGCUACAGCGAUUUGCGAACAUCUAGUACCCCUUUCCGACGUUGCUAAUUUGACUGAGAACGGAGCACACCACCCGCUGUUCCUUUUAGUAUUGCAGAAUAUACACAAGAAGAGGGGAAAGAGCGAAUUAUCGGAAAUGUUCAAUAAGAGUAAGAUCAACUUGAUGACCCAACUGCCAGAUUGUGAUAAGACUAAAGAAAGGUUGUCGGAAAUUCUAGAAGAAAGAGAUCUAACGUUCCUAUACCCAUUGCUACGUAUACAAGCUGAUCUUGCUCGUCAACUUCAAGCCGAUCCAAAUCCACAAGCGUUCUACAAGUGGAUCAAGGAAAAUCUAGAACCUUCAAAUUUUAACGAUCCUGGAUUCAUAAACGCACUUAUGACUGUUUUGUUGAAAUACAUUACACAGGAAUCAUCUGCUUGUGGCGAUGAAAAAGCGAUUAUAGAAAAGGAAAAUGGCCUCUUGAAGCGAUACCAACCGAUCUUGCACGCCUUCCUGCGCGACAAAUCCAGUUUGCAGUUGGUGGCACUGUAUUCGCUCCAGAUGCAUUUCCAUUCGCUGGGAUUCCCACGCGGUCAGCUCUUGAGGUGGUUCAAUGCGCUCUAUGACAUGGAGAUUGUCGACGAAGAAGCGUUUUUGAAUUGGAAGGAGGAUGUAACUGAUGCAUAUCCAGGCAAGGGUAACGCUCUGUUUCAGGUUAAUCAAUGGUUGACAUGGUUACAGGAAGCAGAAUCAGAAGAGGAAGAAGGAGAUGAUUGAACUAGGAUUUAAAAAAAAAUAAAAAAAUAUAAGUGGCGUGAUUUUCACAUAAUAGUAGAAGUUUAAACCUAAGUUAAGUUAUUAAAAUAUAAAAAAUACAGGAAACGUAAUGGAGGUCUAGUCUCCAUUUAUUACUUCGCUAUUUGUUAUCUCGACAAAAAAUUUCUCGUCUUGAUAGACUUUUUUCUAAUUUAAUAUAAAAGACAGUUUCGUUGUACCUUACCAGCGUUGGACUGAGGGCGUUCAGUGGUAGAUCUUUAUAGGAAGUGCAAAAGACAUUUUGUUCGCGUCUUAUAAGUGUAAACUUGAAUGAAAGUAACAUGUUUUUUAUUGAAUACUUUUAAAUAAUAACAACAUACAUUAAAAAGUGUUCUCUGGCAUGUCCAUACAAUAAGAUCAAAUACGAAAAAUGGCGAACAUUCAAUGCCCCUUAACAUCUGCGUGGCCACUAGCGAAUUUGACACCGUCUUUAGUCCUACACUGGAUUCACAUAGCCAGUAACACAAAUGUGACGCCGAAAUUUUUUGUGGGACCCUAGGUUGAUUUUUUUAGUUAAUAUCUUCUUGUGCGUGGACGAUUAAUUAUACUCCAGUCUGAAGAACUCUUAGUGGAAUUUUUUUGUGAAAUUAUACUUAGAUAAACGUAAAGAUUAUUUUUUAUUCUUUGUAAAUGGUAUUUUAUUUUCAAUGAUCAUGAUUAAUAGAUCUGUAAGUGUAGUUUCAUCUUAGGUUUUCUUUUAACCAUACCUUUAUAUUGAUUAAUAAAUUAUUUUUUACAUAAAACUACUAUUUCGUUAAAUAUAAGACACAUUUUAAGAUAAGUACCUCGACAAUAACAACAAAAUAUUACUUAGGUACGGCCAAAUAGUAUAAGACGUAAAAUGGUUUAAAGCAUAAACAAUGCAUUCAUAUUUUUAAGCCACAAAAGUUGAAAUCUAUCAUUGAUAAAUGAUUUGAUGUUUUCAUUGCAAGAAUGGAUUGCAUUUUGAAAUUGCAAUUGUGCAAUUAAAAUGCAAGAAUUGCCUAAAUAUGAACAUUAAAAAGACUAAUUAUGAACAAAUAAUUAUCUACGAGGAUGAUCAGAAAAGUACUUGACCUUAUAGUGAUAAUGACAACUUUAUCCGCUCCAAAGUACUCAUCUACUCUAGCAAUUGCUUCUUGAAUACCACAAAAAGCACUGACCAACGAAGUUCUUCAGUUUUGAAACAGAAGUCCAAGUGUCAGUAAGUAAACAUUUUUAUGGCAACCGCGCAGCACUCAACGGUGUUCCCAAUGUUGCUGCAAAACAUGUUGAAGGUUGAUUUACUAACACGGAUCCGGCUCGAAAGACAAUGAUAUGUUCAUAUCAUUUAAUAUCCAUUUAAUUUGUAAACACGUUUGUUUUUUAUUUUCUAGUCUACCAACCAAGAAAUACGAUGAAUCAUGUAGUAUAAUAUUACCUAUUACAUUUUUAGAAGUUGAGAGUAGUAUUCUCCAAUUGUGGCUUUAUUUUUUUCAAGAUAGUCAAUCUGCAAAAUUCUUGUCGUAUCCCAAUGUCAUCUUUUUGACGCUUAAGGUCUUCAAUCCAUUGCUUAGAUUGAUGUUUGAUUUCAAAUGUUUAGUAAUAAGUGUAUGUUUCAACCAAUGUAACGUAUUGACAUAUAAAGUCACCUCUGUUUUUCUCAAAACCAGUUUUCAUCAAUCAUUUUUUGGAUAGUCUCACGCAGUAUCCGUCUUGCUUAAAGCUAUUCCAUGUUUAAUUCUAGUUCCGAAGUGUGACCAAGCCGUUCCUUUGAUGUCCUAAGGACAUUGACAAUAUCACGUAUCUUUGUACACCGAUCUUCUAAAACAGAUGAUUUCCAGUGUAGCGGCAGUUUUGCACGUCCUUCGUGUGAUCCUUCGAAUCAUUAAAAUUGUCACGGCUACUUUUAAAUCGACCGCCCAUUUCUUCACAAUUAUUAAAAUUGAAAAUAGGGGAAUAAUCACCAUAAAAAUGAAUUGCGGGCCAUGUUAAAUCAGCUUUUUAUCAUUUCACGGUACUCUUGAAACAAUUUUUGUCAUUUUCAAUACUACGCGCAAUCCGAUUGUUUCAAUCGACUGCCUAUGUCAACUGCUGAUUGGAAUGACUUGAAAUUGCGGCUAUCUCUGGAGGUACCCUUCAGCAGACAUUCUAUUAUAUGAGAUAUCAAGUGAUAAGUUAAUGUACUAUUACCAUCUAGAAUGCUAAAAAAAUCUUAUUUAUUAUAAAUGGCCAUUAACUUUUUUUUAUAUUAUGUUUCGACUUUUGAAGAUUACAAAAAGUAUUUUUUUACAUUGUUCCUCUAUUUUAAAGAUUGCGCCAAAAAAUUUUCAUCUAAAAAUUACUCGGCAAUGGCGGAUAGUUAGUCUCUGGAAUGCAAAUCUGAAACAGGAAAACUUGGGAAGCGUUUUAAAAAAGAAGUGCCCUUACGUGAUCGUGAUAGUUUACCAGAAAAAAUUGAACAUAGAGCGGACUUCGUGGUGAGCUUAAAAAAUAAUAUGGCGGGCGUUUGAAAAAAUUGUUCAAUAAUUGACCUUAUUUAAAUUUUUUUAGUCACACAAAUUUUUAAUUUUUUGUCAAAUUGUGGUUAACUAUCUAUCAUAGAUAAAAAACAAACAAAAUGCAUCAAGGUUUAUUAAAAUCGACUAGAUCCGAAGAUUAAAGAUUUUGAGAAAAACGUUUUUAAAACUAGCGGACAGAUAAUCUCCGGAUCUAGUCUAGUUGAUUUUAAUAAACCUUAAUGCAUUUUAUUUGUUUUUCUAUUUGACCAGAAAAAUAAUAAAAUUUUUAUUUUUUUUAAGAAUUUUCAAUUUUUUGGCAAACUAUCACGUAAAGGCACUUCAGUUUUAAAACCCUUCUCGAAUUUUAUGUUUGAAGAUUUGCUGUUUCAGAGAUUAACUAUUCACCAUGGAACAGUAAUUUUUGCCGUCAUCUUUCUAAUACAGGAACAAUAAAAACAGAAAACAAUUUUUUUGUAAUCUUCAAAAGUUGUAUAAUAUAAAAGAAGUUUAAGUGUCAUAUAUAUAAUAAAUAAGAUACAAGAAAAAAAUGUUGAAAAUCUGUAAUUUUUUAGCAUUUCUAGUGAUAAUAAACGGAUACAUAAAUGCAAUGUCAAAUUGAAAUCAUUUCAACAUGUUUGCAAAUAUAUUAAAGUUUCAGUAAAUGACCACAUUUGAAAGUGAUGUAGAUGUCAGGCAAAUGUCAGAUUAUAUUAGAAUAGUAUUUCUACUACUACGUUCAUUCCCAAGAUAAGCUCGAGAUAAUACUGAUCGGUGAGUGUGUCGUGUUCUAAAAUUAAUUUAUAACCAAUGACUAGCUGCGACGACAUGACACCGAUCAGUUCGACCUCGAGCUUAUCUUGGCAAUGAACGUAGUAUAGUAACACAUUUUAAAGAAAAGAAUAUUAUUCUGAAACUAUUUAUUUGUGGUAUCUUAAUAGUUUAUUUUUAUUUCCGAAGUGGAAAAAGAACGAAACAAAAUAUCAACACAUAGUUGGAUUUGAAUGGAUUACUGUUCAGUGAAUGGCUUUGUUUUGAAAAGCAAAAAAGAGUAAAAAUCAUUAAAAUUUGAUUUUUAAAAGUUUUGGUCUGUGUAUACUUCUGUUACAACAGCUUCAAGCUUUCAAUAACUCAAGUUCGAUUUUCAACGACUGAUUUGUCUUCUCAUGAUUUUGAUAAAGCUUUGCAACAGGUGAAGGGGAAAGUCAAGAAAAAAAGAAUGAAAAUUUAUUUGAUUUUAAACGACCUUUUUCUCGGACUCAACGCUUCUGUUCCAAAAUCAAAUAAAAUUUCUCAUACGUUAGUUUAUAUAUUUCCAAUAUAAACAUGUAAAAUUUAGUUUAAAUGAUAGUCUUGUUUUGAAAUGUGCCGUAUAAUUACUUUUAUCUAUUUUUUCGUAUAAAUUUUGGGAAAUUUAAUUUUUGGAAAGAUAACUUUAUUUUUUAAUUUUGAGAUGUAUAUUUGGUAUUUAAUUUUUAGUUUGUUAAUCAUUAAGGAUGAGACUGCACCUAUUUGCUCACCACCCAGAUGACUGUGUUAAGACAUAAACGAGCUUUUAUUCUGUAAUACUUUUAUAUACAAAAAUGUGUUCUAUUUUUUGUGUAACUCGUGUCCAAGUAAUGUAUUUUCUCAAGUAUUUUUUCGUUGUUUAAACUUUUUUUUUCAAUACCCUUAGGUAACUUAAUGUGUCACUAAGAAACAACUAUACUGUGAACGUUUUGUGUUUAAUAAACUACUCGAUGGUAUUUUUUGCUAUCGAUGUCAAUUUU
This is a messenger RNA of Diabrotica balteata, 7010 nucleotides long. Lineage: Eukaryota; Metazoa; Arthropoda; Insecta; Coleoptera; Chrysomelidae. The record is from the annotation of a GenBank genome assembly.